Recurvomyces mirabilis is the source of this 624-nucleotide messenger RNA. RefSeq lists its product as uncharacterized. The record is from RefSeq and is a predicted model, not a curated record. Bases 1 to 624 code for a protein of 207 amino acids. NCBI's taxonomy places the organism in Eukaryota, Fungi, Ascomycota, Dothideomycetes, Mycosphaerellales, Teratosphaeriaceae. The transcript has a single exon.
AUGCUUCUGCACCUGCCAGGCGAGCUCAGAAACCAGGUCUACGAGUGCGUUGCGUACGGAUCGAUGGAGGCAGUGAUGUUGGAGCCAGGUUUUGCUAAAAUAACUCUGCCACCUUUGAGCCUGGUCUGUAGGCAGGUCUACCACGAAUUCGGCACUCUCUAUUCAGCUAUACCACUGAGCUAUGCCACGAACAUCAUUGUAUACAAUGAUGAUUUCAACAUCUGGUCUUUGCUACACACUAUCCGAAGCAUACCCUCGCCUGCUCCGAAUGUGGAAUGCAGCACUGUCCUCCGAAUCGGACUCACAAACAGCUUAGAACUCGUCAACGUCAAAGCCUUUAUCACGGAGCUCGCCAGGUCACAGCUGCAGAUGCCACUCGACCAAGCGUCAAAGCUACGAUACUGCUUCAGCUUCGACCUGGAGACUUUUGAUUUGCAUACAUGGAGACUUCACUUUGCUCGUCUGGCCAAGCAAUAUCGCUUCCAUCGCAGCGAUUCAGAGCAGCGAGUCUUCGAGAGUAUCUAUUGGGAGUUUGCGCGAAAGGCCGAGAAAGUCGAUGGUGUCAGUGUGAAGCAAUACGCGAUGGGAUACUGGAACCCCGGCGCGAGGCUUUGCUUUGUGUAA